GGGACCUGCCUGGUGUAUGUAGGGUGCGCAUUGGCCAAAUCGCUUGUCUCCUGCUCAGGAACCUCUCAGGCUGUCAGGCUGUCAGGGACGCUUUUUCCACGCGCAGGUAAUUUUCCCGGAGGCGAGGAUCAUUUCCCAUUUCAUAUUUCCCCAGGGUUUGCUCAACGAUACAAACUCGUGGAUUUCCACGGUCAUCCAGCAGCCUCGCAAAUGAUCACCUCCGGCUCGCAUUGCCCGGUGUGCCGUGCCACCUCGGGCUAAUAAGGAGUCCUAUUUGCUUCACCGUGCCACCGACAAGAUGCAUACCUGCGUCUCGAGACAUGUACGCGGCCGCUGCCAAGCGGGGCAGCAAACCAGCCAGCACAGGCACACUGUGGUGAAAUGCUGCAUCCUUGGCAGACACAAACAUUCAGUCUCGAACGGUCUUGAGCCUCUUCAUCUAUCACGCUGGGCACAGUGCUUAGCAGCAGAUCACCAAGAGGCCCAGAAGCUGAUCUCGUUGCAAAAAUCUUCACUCAUGGGCAGCCGCUGGGCAGCUCGGCAGGCAGCUCGGCACAGGUCUUGGUGACUACAAGCUCAUCAAUAUCAAGGCUUGUCUCAGAGACAUUGUGGCGUGUUGCAUGGCGCCGGCAGACCCCAGAUUUUAUCGACUGGGGAUUUGCGGGACGACAGGCCCAUCCCAUGCACGAGACCACCGACAUGCGAGUGUUUCCUCUUUAGCCUGGCCUUGGCGGACGGCUACUGACGUUUCAAGUGGGCACUGCGCGGUAAUGGGCACUCGACCUAUUCGGGCAAUGUUUAUAUGGCGGAUGACUUCUCGGUCCUAUGCCUCCGAGCCGCUUAAUCUAUCUCGCCUUGGACUCCCAGGCCCUACUCAUAUGAUCGGCAAUGCAUGCGCCCUCGAGGGACUCUCCCUCCAAUCGCAAUCGUCCCAGCUCCUCCAUCCGGCCAAACCCACGCAGAGUCUCAUUCCACUGCCAUAUGGAUCGUUUACCACUGCAAUUUGCGCCAGGCUGUCCCUCAUGGGAUGUCACCCACUAGCCGCCUACCUGGGCCUUAAUACUUCCCAGCCGGUGGGGGCCUCGCUGCUGCUACCGCGUCUUCGGCGUCAUCGUGGGCAAGUCGCGGGCCACGGGAGACCAUGCAUCCUCGCGCCGGCCAACGGCUGUGGCUGCGCUUUCUCCACAUCCUCGACGACCUCCUCGACGGGGUAGCUUUCCGUUACUUGCGGGGAUCGACAGCUGACAGAGUUGGCUGGGCAGUUUAACCUUCGGAACAGAAGGGCCAUGAGCCGGUUCAACCUCGAGGGAAAGGGGUCGACGGGGGUGUGGUCGCCAGCUGCUCACAGCUAUAUAAGAAGGGCAUCAUAGCUUUGAGUUUGGAUAUGUUGGUUGUUGGCACAUCACCAGUCCACUCCCUGAGCUUCUUCUCUUGUUCAAUUCUCUGUGUGCUUCGCUUCCACCGUCGUUACAUCACGAUGUAUCGAUCAGCUGCGGCUCUCUCCUUUGCCUCGGUCGUCCUCGGCCAGCAAGCUGGCACCAACACGCCUGAGGUUCACCCUUCUCUGCCCAUCUCAACCUGUACUGAGUCUGGCUGCACCACGGAGGACACCACUGCCGUACUUGACGCCAACUGGCGAUGGGCUCACAGCCUCGAGGGCUACACCAACUGCUACACAGGCAACAAAUGGGACGCAACCCUGUGCCCUGAUGGAGCGACAUGUGCAAAGAACUGCGCGAUUGAUGGUGCUGACUACGAGGCCACCUAUGGGAUCACCACCCCGGAGUCCGGUGCCCUUAAGCUGUCUUUCGUCAAGACGAACAGCAACGGCAAGAACGUCGGUUCCCGUAUGUACCUGCUCGAGUCUGAGACCGAGUACAAGAUGUUCAACCUGCUGAACAAGGAGUUCACCUUCGACGUUGACGUGUCAAACCUGCCUUGCGGGCUCAACGGUGCUGUCUACUUCGCUCAGAUGUCCGCCGAUGGUGGUCUGUCUGCGUACGAGACCAACAAGGCCGGCGCCAAGUACGGAACAGGCUACUGUGAUGCCCAGUGCCCCCAGGAUGUCAAGUUCAUCAACGGCGAGGCCAAUAGCCAGGGAUGGAACGGAACCGAUGAGAACUCGGGCACAGGCCAAUACGGUUCGUGCUGCCCCGAGAUGGAUAUCUGGGAGGCCAACCUCGUCUCAACUGCAUAUACCCCCCACCCGUGCUCUGUCGACGGGCAAACGAGGUGCGAGAGCGAGGUGGACUGCGGCGCAGGUGACAACCGGUAUGCCGGUGUGUGUGACAAGGAUGGUUGCGACUUCAACUCUUUCCGUAUGGGCGACGAGACCUUCUACGGCACGGGCCUGACCGUCGAUACGUCUAAGCCAAUCACCGUCGUUACUCAAUUCAUCACUGAUGACGGCACCGACGCCGGCACCCUGGCCGAUAUCAAGCGAUUCUACGUCCAGGACGGCAAGACCAUUCCCAACUCGAUGUCGAGCAUUGCCGGAGUCGACCCAACUAACUCGAUCACGGACGGAUUCUGCAAAGCUCAGAAGACCGCCUUCGGAGACAACAACUACUUCGCCGAAAAGGGAGGUCUGGCCAAGAUGGGUGAGGCUCUUAAGAGCAUGGUCCUCGUUCUUUCUAUCUGGGACGAUCACGCGGUCUCGAUGAACUGGCUUGACAGCAGCUACCCCCCUGACAAGAGCGGCCCUGGUGUUGCUCGUGGAACUUGUGACCCAGCCGCCGGCCUGCCCGAGACCGUCGAGGCAGCCCACCCGGACGCCAGCGUUGUGUACAGCAACAUCAAGUUCGGCACCCUGAACUCCACCUUCACGGCUUAGAGAGGUUUCAGACUCAAUCAUGUGAGUGAGCGGAGAAGAUGAUAGACUCAGCUUCAUAGAGAUCCGGGUACGGGCGCGCGGAGAAACUUAGAGAUAUACACGUGGACAAGAGGCUUCUUCUAGAGGAAGGUGAUAGACUUGAUGUCUCUGCUGCAUCUGGACACACUUUUCCUUCUUGUAUAUAGUUGGACCCUUUUCAUUAUUCCUGACUGAAUAUAAAAAUGCACAUAUGCUUUUCUCGAA
Messenger RNA from Diaporthe batatas, 3076 nucleotides. RefSeq lists its product as uncharacterized. Gene Ontology annotation, molecular function: hydrolase activity, hydrolyzing O-glycosyl compounds. Bases 1385 to 2833 code for a protein of 482 amino acids. Gene Ontology annotation, biological process: carbohydrate metabolic process. The record is from RefSeq and is a predicted model, not a curated record. The transcript is spliced from 5 exons. NCBI's taxonomy places the organism in Eukaryota, Fungi, Ascomycota, Sordariomycetes, Diaporthales, Diaporthaceae.